AACUGCAAUGGCAAAAUAUAGCUAUUACCGGUGUUGUUGUACUGUGUACAUUGUUAGCUGUAAUACAUUCUCUUCAAAUUAAUGUGAAUACAUUUUGCCUGAACCAUCGUGUAAAAAUCCCGUGGUGUUCGUCAAGCCGACAAAACCUAAGACAUUUCCGAGGUAAAAGGUUGCCAAUAAUGACUGUGAGCAAGUCAACGUGAGGCAGAGAAAGGGAAGGCCUUGUCUUGAGCGCUUUUCGCUUCUCUUGCUUGCACAGCCAGUGUGAUGUCAGCGGUGGCAGUAUUGGUGUAAUUGACUCGGUAGGGGUGAUGGCGUCAUUUUAUGCCCUGCUGUAGCCUCCUGCCUCAAUAGCGAAGGGGAGACGGAGCUUUAGCCGACGCGACCGUGGCUCCCUUGGCCCGGAUCGAGCACCGCCGAGCCGGACACUUCACCACGGGAAACAUGGAGGCUGCGGCCGAGGAGCUGCUGGCCGGCUCUCGGCUACCUGUCACUAUCGAUCAAAUAGUUAACGAUACGCUAUUGGUGACGCUGACCUACCGAGAAAGGAGCUACACGGGCAUAUUACUUGACUGCAACAAGAAGACCGGGCUCUUCUGUUUGCCAGAUUUUGCAGCAACACCAGUGGACUUCCCUGGAUCUAAAACAACGUGUGAAAUACCAGAGGUUCUGGGUGAGGAGCAAGAUUCCAUAGCUUCCAGCCAGGCAUCACAAAGACCAAAGGAUGAAAAUACUCUGCCUGAAAGCAGUAUAGCUGCUGCGCCUCCACUUUGCCCAGUUCCCACACCAGUGCCAGCUGGGCAGACGCCAUACCCUCCUUAUUUUGAAGGAGCCCCCUUCCCCCAGCCUUUAUGGGUACGCCACAGCUACAACCAAUGGGUACCACAGCCCCCUCCCCGACCCAUAAAGAGGAAGAAGAGACGGACACGAGAGCCUGGCCGCAUGACGAUGAGUACCAUACGUCUGCGGCCUCGGCAGGUACUUUGUGAAAAGUGCAAAAACACCUUGAAUAGUGAUGAGGACAGCAAAGAUGGCUUGAUGGCAAAGAACUCCAGAAAAGAAAAUACACUACACAGUGACAAUGAUGGAGAUGACAAAGACACACCUAAUAAGCUCUCAAAGAAAAAUGAUGUAGUCGCAGCCAAGGACAAUAAGAGACGGGAAAAUGGCACCAGCAUUGACAGCAAACGUCUCAGGAAGGACAAAAGGAGUGAACCUGAAGGGGAGAAAUUCCCCGGAGGCGACGUUAUUCCCCACAGUCCAGUCAUAAAGAUUUCGUACAGCACUCCACAGGGCAAGGGAGAGGUCAUGAAGAUCCCUUCGAGAGUCCACGGUUCAGUAAAACCAUUCUGUCCCAAGCAGCUAGCGCAUAAUGGCUUGGGAGAGAACGGCAAGCUGCCCUCCACUCCUACUAAGGAGCAAAGACACAUUUUAGACGCUCGACGGUCUGGUCUCACUGUAUCCAUUCCCAAACUCAAACUGACAAGGCCGUUCACAACCGUGUGUCAGGAUUUACCAUCUCCAAAUAUCCGCCUGAGACACCCACAGAGGGAACGUGACGAGGGCAUGGUCGAGUAUGAAGCUGAACUUGUGGGAGAUGCCAGAAGACGAAGUCCACGGGCGCCAGGACCCUGCCUCACCCACUCUGAGGACUCGGGGGAAGGCAAGAACUCUCUAGAGUUGUGGUCAGGGAGUUCUGGAGAGGAAGCGGAGCGUGGCCACAAUGACCUAACACUUCUCAUCAAUUUCCGUAAACGAAAAGCAGAUUCGUCCAGCCUGUCAGUUUGCAGCAGCGACAGCCUAGACGAGUCCAAGUCCUUCAGCUCUGAUGGUACGUCACCAGAGCUCUGUGAUUUAGCACCUGGCGAAGACCUCUCUGUAACCUCAUCUUCAUUACCUUCACGGGACGAUUGCAAGACAGUGCCCCCGCUCACUGUGCGUCUACACACUCGCAGCAUGACAAAAUGUGUGACCGAAGAAGGUCACGCUGUGGCGGUGGGAGACAUUGUGUGGGGAAAAAUCCAUGGCUUCCCCUGGUGGCCGGCACGUGUCCUCAGCAUCAGCGGCACCCGAAAAGAGGAGACUGCCACAUGCGAGGCCCAGUGGCCCCAGGCAAAAGUGGCAUGGUUUGGUUCCCCUACCACAUCUCAGCUCUCUGUUGCCAAACUUUCACCGUUCAGAGAGCUCUUCAGGUCCCGUUUCAACCGCAAAAAGAAAGGGAUGUACCGGAGAGCCAUCUUGGAGGCAGCCAAGGCUGUUGGACACAUGAGCCCAGAGAUUACGUCACUACUUUCUCACUGCGACACAUAGGAAGCUGGCCGCUGAAGGGAGAUCUCGUGAAUUCUCAGACCCUGUCAUCAAGACCCAGGAGGGAGUAUGUGCGGUUGCCUCGGCGACUAUUUAUAUGCUGUUGCCCCCACUCCCCUUCUUUCGUUUCUUUUUCACAAGGCUGUUGUAAAAUGGCAGCCAAGGUGGAGGAUAGUUUAGGAUGUGGGAGCAAACGUAAAGGGCCAUUCGCCGCAUGGUCUGCUGGGACUAUUCCUGUUUUGUUUCUGGGGUGGGGGGAUUUUGUACCUCCAAUCAUAUUUCGAUAGAACGCAACAGCGAGCGACAUAACAAGAACCAGAAUGUAUUUAUUGCUAUAUUUUCACAAUCCGUCUAUCUAUCUGGAAAAACAUCCCAGUGUGCUGCUGGCAUGACUCACUGCGAGCGCCGCUACCCACCGUUUCUACAAGGACAUUUAACGGAAGGGUUCAAAAAGUCUUACGCUUUUUUUUUUUUUUUUUUUUUUUAAUAAUCUCACAUCUCCAAAAUGUGAACAGCUCCAUCCAGUGACAGUAGUAACUGUUCCUACUCUUGAGUGACCAGUGUUCCAUCCGACAUUACUUGGAUUAGUGCAUGUUUAUACUGAUCGUCAUCCAUUGUACGUCACCCUUACAUUUCAUUUUCAACUUUAGAUGUGUCAACCCCCUCCUUUUUUGUGACAAUGUUUUCCAUCACUUGUAAUUAUUUAAAGCAUUAAGAAAAAAAAGCACUUUAUCUGUACCUUGGUGGCCUGCUGUAAGCUCACUCUCUGAAACACUAUUGUGAGAAACAGCCCUGAUAGGCAGCAGGGGCGUUAUAAAAAUAUUUGUGGUUGACUAUCCAUGGCCUUGGAGAUAGGAAAAAAAAAAUCUUUUAAGUUUAGUCUUGUCUACAUUUUUCCCCCCUGUUUUGGAUGGUUGUGUACACUGUAUUGUCCGCUCAUCGACCACACACUACAAAAAUCCCACGUGACAUUUCCACUGGACAGACAUGGGUCAAAUAUGUGUCGACACUCCCUAUGCAGUAUCACUUAAAGCUUUAUGAUUGACGUUCGGAAGAAUAACAUGCUGUAAGAAUACUGUGAAUUCAACUUCUCGUAGUGUUGAAAGCAGCACUGUUUGAAUAAGGGAGGGGCCAGAGUAAAGCAGAAACGGCUGCUGUUAAGCACAGUCAAAAAAAAAAAAAACUGCACACAGGCCUUCUAAUAUCCGC
Messenger RNA from Hippocampus comes (tiger tail seahorse), 3516 nucleotides. RefSeq names its product PWWP domain containing 2B (gene pwwp2b). Gene Ontology annotation, cellular component: nucleus; chromocenter. Bases 445 to 2310 code for a protein of 621 amino acids. Gene Ontology annotation, molecular function: chromatin binding. The transcript has 3 exons. NCBI's taxonomy places the organism in Eukaryota, Metazoa, Chordata, Actinopteri, Syngnathiformes, Syngnathidae. The record is from RefSeq and is a predicted model, not a curated record.